Hemisphaericaspora subhashii is the source of this 7947-nucleotide messenger RNA. RefSeq names its product Ras GTPase activating protein (gene IRA2). The record is from RefSeq and is a predicted model, not a curated record. Lineage: Eukaryota; Fungi; Ascomycota; Pichiomycetes; Serinales; Debaryomycetaceae. Gene Ontology annotation, biological process: regulation of GTPase activity. The transcript has a single exon. The coding region runs from base 1 to 7947 and encodes 2648 amino acids.
AUGGAUGAGAAUCUACCAAAAAAUAACCAAUAUAUGUAUGUGGAAGCAUUAACCAAAAGGAUAGAAUCUUUAUUGCCUAAUCGAACAGGUCAUUCUACUCAGGAAGUAGAACUUAAUCCACAAUAUCUUAUCACUAAAAGGAUUCUAUUGGAUAGUCACAAUAAUCAUCCACAAAUGAUAACAUAUAUCUUUACCGCAUUUGCAUCAGUUUUACUUAGAUUAGGUACUGAAUCAGAAUUUUCUAAAUUAAGAUUAAGAGAUGAAAAAUCAAGAGGAUCUACUUUAUUAACGUGUAAAUUAUUAUCAGAAAUUUUGAAAAGUGAUUGGAAUAGAGAAACAAGUAGUUUUGAUGACAAGGAUUUAUUAAGUAAUUAUUCAAAGUUUUAUUAUUAUGAUCAACCAAAAGCAUUAGAUUCAUCCAAAGUUGUAUUCUUAUUAGAUACAUUUGUCAAUUUAUUAAGUUCAGGAGUAGUUAAAAAAGUAUUGUCUCUAGUGCGGAACCAACAGUCAAUGACAACAAUGGCGAUUGCAAAGGAAGAACAAGAUAUACUAAGAGAAGAUCAACCAAUGACUGAUGAGGAACUUACCGCUGCAGUUGUGGCAGAAAUUGAUUCAUAUAUUGAAAUUAUAUUACGAUAUAUUGCUACCGCAAACCCAGAGGAUUAUUUUCAAUAUAUUGUGAGUAAAUUAUUCAAAUAUUCAAUGAAUGAUGAAACUAUACCAUUACCCAUGCUUCAGAAAUAUUGUCCGUUAGUCAAAUUCUUAUUUUAUUCAGAUUCAAAUGCUGAAAAGACCGCCGAGCAAAGUUUAAGUGCAAUUCCCUAUAUACGAUCAAACACUUGGAGACAAGUAUUUUUAUUCUUUUUAUCAAGUUCCAUUAAAGACCAAACAUUUUCACGUCCUCAAGAUUACCAAGGACUUAUAGACCCUGCAAAUACCCACUAUGUUAACGUUCUUAAGAAUUUAUUCGAUUCAACAUCUAUGGCAUUUGAUGAUAGUUUAGUUUCAGUUACUUGUGCUCCAUUUGUCCUAACUUGGUUCUUAAUCCUUUGUCUUGAUGAUUUCCAAGAAAUAAAUUCAUCAAGACCCAUUAAUAAAUUGAAACUCACAUUUAAUAAACGAAUGAAAUAUAUUAUGAUGAUAUUGAAAGACUCUGGAAGCGUUUCAAAUUUGGAAAGUUUCGAUGCAUUAAUAAAUAUAUUUCACUUGGGUACAAGACUUCAAGCACAUAAUUAUAUAGAGCAUCCUGUUUUCAUAUUCAGUAUCAAGUUUCUAGAUCAAACAUACAGGAAUUUAUUAACAUUCAGCGAAGUUCAUAGAGAUGAAUUCAUUACAAAUGAUGAAAUGGCAACAAGGUAUGAAUUUCUAAUGGUCAAUUUCUAUAUUGCAGGUAUACUAUUGCGUCCUGAAAGAUACUCAAAAAUUGUUAUUGAAAACUAUCAGCAAAAUUCUGAAGAUUUAAGAGAAGCAAAGAUAUUAGUUAAAGUAAUUAAAGGACUUUCGGAAAUUGAAACAGGACGGGAUGUUUUCAUAAAAAUAUUGGCAAAAAUGAAAUCUGAAUUAAAAUCAUUGAUUUAUGGCUCUCUUAAGAUGUUAAAUCAAUAUGAAUCGCAACAUAAUGAAUUCUUGCUGUCUCCAAUAUCACAAUCUGACGCAUCAUUAGUUUUAGACAUAGCAGAUCUACAAUUUGGCCAUGUGGCAAAUCAUGCUACAUUGCAUGCAUUUGAAGCCCAUCAAACUAGCUUGGAUCAUUAUACACAGGAAUUAAUGGACGACAAGGAUCAACACAACCACCACAACAAUAAUUCAAGUACCAAUACCACCAAUGGAAAUAAGAUGAUACCAUCUUCAUCAUCCAUGUCUACUCAUUCUACAUACAAAUUCAGAUUAAUUAAUGGGGCAGAAGAAUUAUUAUCAGACAUACUCAAUAUAUUCCAAGCGGCUCCAGAAUUAUAUUUCAAUGACCAAGAAUUGAUGAGUGAUGAAAAUCUCAAAACGAGCAAUGAAGAUGAAUUAAUCCAAUCUAUAGUUGAAUUUUGUCGAGAAGCCGUUAUACCCUUGCGCCAAGCUUUUAAAUCUAAAGCAUUUACAUCCUCAAGUACAAGAUUAUUUGAUUCAGCUCGUGAUUUAUCAUUAACAUUAGUUAAUUCAUCUACUAAGAUUGUUACCGAAUCUACCUCCUUAUCGAUAUUAGCUAAUUAUAAUCUUAUCAACUAUAUCAUCCAAUCAAUUUGUGAAACUUGUUUAGUGAUAAAUCUAUCGGAACCGAAAUUUAAGGCAUCAUUUAUAUUCUUGAAUGAAUUUCUUCACAAAAGAAAACAAUUUAAAGAAAUUGUGCACAGCAACCAAAUAGUAAUGCGAUAUAAGGCCAGACAACAGUAUAGUUCAAGUGGAGAUGUCCUACAUGCUGUAGAAAAAGUAUUAUUACUUGCAUUAUGCACGCACGAUAUCCAAUUUUAUAAUUAUGCAAAAGAGGGAAUUAGAUGGUAUGUGAAUGAAAUCAAGGACAAUGCCGAAAUUUAUAAGAAAGCAGGAUUAGAUGAGAAUUUGAUGGUAACAUUCAAAGAAUUAAUUGAAGAUGAUUCAGUUUUCACCGGAUUUAUAUCAUUACAUAAACGACAAAGAACCAUAUUGAGAAAUGCCAAUCCUACGAAAUCAAUGUAUCAAGUCUGGACAUUAAUUUAUUAUAGAUGGUUGAAAGUUUUGGAAUCACAAGCACAUAUGAGUGAAGAUAGUCUUGUUUUCAGGCAUUUUACUGGAUUCUUAGCAUCAACUUCAGGUAGUUUUAGUGCAGGUCCAUUUGGAGUCAAAUAUCCCGAUUUGGAAGCUAAAGCAUCAAAAUAUAUUUCCGACUUUUUCGAUAGGUGUAUUGGAUUAUUGAAUUCUCAAGAUUUAGUGAUUAGAGUGAUUGUUAAAGAUACGUUGUCAAAUGAAUCACAUUCAGAUGUUUAUCAAUUGAUUGCCACAAAGUUGAUGAAUAUGGCAAAUGAAUAUGCUGAGAAGCAAGUGGUUACAGAAGAAGGAAUUGUGUUUGUGGAACAAUCAAUGGUUAUUAUGACAGCUAUGAUUAGUGCUGGAAGCGAUGGUACAUUAAUAUUGGCAUCAUUAUUACCCAACAUUUGUCAAUUUUUUCUUAAGUUUAUUAAUAUGAUUGAUAAUCCAACUGAUAAAUUGAGAUUAAAAUUAAGAUUUUGUAAAUUAGGUACUACUUUGGAAGCAAAUCGUGAAGCUUGUGGUUUGUCAGGUGCUUAUAAAUUAAGAAACUUUUAUGCUAAAGCAAGUGUGGAAUGGUUAGAACAAGCAGUCUUUUAUGAAGAGCAAAAGGAGAAGGUGUAUAAUGAUACUGAUUCAAUGGGGACUGGUUCAAAGGAAUCUGAGACUGCCUAUCUUUCAAUGGAUUUAGCCGUUCAAUGUUCGAAAUGUUUACGAGGUCAAUUAGAAGAAUUAGUAUUGGAAAUUCCUGAAGGUGUUAGAGAUAAUGAAAUUAAUAAAUAUAAGGAUUUGGCAUUUAGCAGUUAUUUUUCAAUUUUUUUCAAAAUUAUCCAAAAACAAUCCAAGAUGAAUUUGUCAACCAACAAAUACAAACACAAAUUGAAUCAAAUUUCUGAUAAUAUUCUUGCAUGUAUCACCAAUUUAUUACAAUAUGAUGCAGAUAUUGGAAUGCAAUUUGUUUUACCGAUGGGAUAUCACGAGAAUGCUAAGGUCAGGUCGAUAUUUCUUAAUGUGUUUGCCAGUAUGUUAUCAACUAAAACAGUUCGUGGGAAUAAGGAAGAAUAUCCUGAUGAAUUAAUUGAACAUUUUACUAAUCAAACUGAUAUAUUUGGAGCAAUUGCGGAAUGUGCCUCUUCUUCAGAACAUAAUUUGUUGGCUUCAGCAUUAUUUGUGAUUUUCAGCCAUACUAAAAAAGUGGAUAAAUUAUUCAAAGUAUUAUUAUGUGAUGAAAUUUCAAAUCUCAACCGUCCAACUGAUCUAUUUAGAAGAAACUCAACGUUGACAAGAUUGUUAUUCAAUUUCACACAAGAUUAUGGAUUAGAAUAUUUGAAUCUAACUAUAAAACCUAUUAUUGAGGAGAUUGUGAAUGAUGAAAUUAUAUUCGAGGUUGAAAAGGUAAAUACUACUGAAACUACUGAUUUAUUUAUGGCUUAUUUCAUGAAAUUAAUCGAUCUGAUUGUUAACUCAGUUGAUUUACUACCAGAUUCUUUCAAGUUUGUAUGUGCAGAAAUCCAUGAUUCCAUAUGUUCUAAAUUCUCCGAGCCUGGGAUUGUUCCUGUUGGAUCAUUUAUAUUUUUAAGAUACAUUUGUCCAGCAAUUAUUAGUCCUGAACAAUUUUUUAAGAUUCCAGUCUCUCAUCCAAAAGUGAAAAGAUCAUUAAUGCAAUUAGUUAAAGUUUUACAGAAUAUGGCAAACGGUACUCUACCCAUAAUUAAAUGGCAAGCAUUAGCAUCCAAAAAUGGUGAAUUAAUUGAUGCAAAUAAGAAGAUUUUUGAAUUCUUGAAGAAAGUAUCAACUCUGAAGAUUGAAGCAUAUCCAUUUCCAAAUUGUCAUGAUAAUCCAGAUAAGCCAUUAGCGGAAUUAAGAUACUUGCAUAAAUUUGUUUAUGUUUAUUUUACGAAUAUUAGGGUUCAAUUUCUUUUAGCAAAGCUGGCUGUUAAUGUUAAAACUUUGCAUGAUAGGGUUAUAAAGUAUAAAGAAUUUGAUCAAAUCUGUAAAGAACUCGGACAACCUAAACCAAGUGUUCAAUUGCAGCUUAAUAGUUCUUUGAAAUUGUUCGAUCCAAAUUCUAGUGGAAAUAUGAAUAUCACUUUCAAUGACUUUAUGACCAAGAUGUCAUUAAAGUAUACAGAUACUCCACCUGAUGCAAUUGAUGUUAUACAUAGUUCUAUUUUUAAAGAUGGUACUCCCGUGGUUGUUGUCAACUUGAAGAAGAUGAAGAAGAGACCUAAUGAUGUUAAUUAUUUGGUUUAUAAAUUGUUUGAGACUGCCUCUCAAGUUUGGGACAAUAAAUUUUACCUUGUGUUUGACUUUACCGAAUUUGUAUACAAUAGUAGGAGGAUUCCAGAAUAUGUGGAUGUCUUAAGAACCUAUUCAGCUGAGCAAAUGUUUAGAAAUUGUGAACGAGUUUAUUACUUCAACAUUCCAAGAAGUGAAUACGUUGCAAUCUCGCAAGCUGUUCACACUCUCAGAGGUUUAACCACUCAAUAUGGUACAAAAAUUUAUAUGUAUUCCCAAUUUGAUUCUGAUGAAAUUAUUAAUAGUUUAUGUUUGGAUAGAGAAACAGUUGCAAUCAGUCGUGAUAAUAAGGUUAUUUUUAGAAAUAUUUUGUUAUAUGAACCAAGUACUAAGAAGUAUACUCCAGUUAGUCUUAAAAUCGGUAGGAAAUUCCUUCAGGUAUGUUUUGUUGAUCGAGUGUCAUUUGAAUGUGAUUAUUGUGUUACUGGUGGUUUCACUCCAGUGGAAAUUUUUAGAUUAUCUGACUUUGUUAAGUGUGAGGUUUCUGAUUUUACUGAGCAUGAUGAUGAAUUUACUAUAUUUUUAAACUAUGGACAUCUGGCUACAUUUAGAUCGAAGGAUAGAUUAGAGAUUUUAAGAUUCUUAUAUUUUACAACAUCAAGAUUACCACGUGAGACUCCAGAUAUGGCGGAGAAGGAUUAUCAGAAUGAAAGGCACGUAAUGCAUUGGUUUGGUAGAUUAUACAAUAUUGUUUUCCAAGGGUUGUUAAGUACUGAUGAAGAUGUGAAACAUGCUGCUGCUUUAUUAUUUGGUGCGUUGUCAUCAUACUUUGAUAUUGACUUUGGUAUUAAAGAGCAUCAUGCAAAGAGUGUAUCGUUCCCGGCAAAUUCAACUGAUUUUGUUGUGUCAGUUUCGGAACAUUUAGCCAGUAAUUUCCCGCAAUUGUCAUACAGAUUCUUCAAAUCAUUUUUCGAUAACUAUGAAAAGAUGCCAACUGAAAACAAGUUAACUUCCAUUCUUUAUGUUUCUCCAUGGAUUGAAAAUAUUUAUGACCAUGUGUACCUACUGAAUGACGAGAAUGGUCCAGAAAGAGUUGCAGAUUUAGUUCGUCAAUUUUGUCGUCUUUCUGCUAAGAACAAGGAUCACAUUGCCUUUAUCAAUGAUUAUAUUUGGAAGAAAUUAUUUUUGGAAACAAGAUUAAUGCUGGUUUUAGUGGAUGAAGUUGUUGCAUUUGCAAUUGAUAGUAAGAAUGAAGGUCCUGAUUGGUCUUUUAUAAUUGCUGUUAUUUGUCCUUCAAUUGAAGUAUGUGGUGAAGUUAUAUCUAGAUUAAUUGCAUGUAUUAAUAGAGCCACUACCACAGAUUCUCCUAUUGCGUCUCAAUCUAAAUUAUUUGAAAUGAAGGUGUUGGUUAAGAUUUGUUCAUCAUUGUUUUUCAAUUCAUAUAUUUUGGCAAGGUUAUAUUUGGCAGAUUUAAUUUUCUUUGUUACAUUGUUUAUUGACAAUGCUCAUUUGGAUGUCGGUGGUGAUUUACAAAAGUUAAUUAUUGGUCUAAUUCAAUCAUUUUUGCAUAAACCAGAUUUGUCAGAUAGUGAACAAAAGAUUGUUGAUGAAACUAUUGAAUAUUUCAGUACUCCUCGUGCAAAGAUGUUAUUUGGAAUGACGAGAGAUAGCUCUUCUGGUUUGGAUGUUAGUCAAACUUUCAAUCGUCUUAGCAACUUUGAAGUUUUAUGUGAUUAUUUGAAUGGUUUCAUUUCAGCCGUGAGUACUUCUGAUGAUAAGACAAACUGGAAGUCAAGAUGGUGUUCCAAUGCUAUUGACGUUGCAUUUAGCAAAGAUUCAUUAUUUCAAGAUCGAGCAAUUUUGAUUGUUGGUAUUUUAUCCAAGAAUGGUAUUAGUGAUUCAACUGCUUGUAGAAGUUUGAAGUUAGUAUCGGAUGGUGAAUUGCAUACUUUGGAUUUUGUUGUGUGCAUUAGUGUUGCUACUGCAAGAAUCUUAAAAGGGUUACCAGAUACAUCUAUUUUACCACCUGUGUUGAUUUGGCCACAAUUUUGUUUUGCAUUAAUGAAUCAUUCAGUUCUUUAUCAAGCGGCAGUACAGAAUAUUGUCACUUCAGUUGUUAAGAUCAUCAGAGUUGGAAAAAAUUAUAUUGACAAUGCAUUUCGUCAAAGGGGUCUUUUGGAGCCAUAUCUUUCACAGUUUGAAAAAAGACACGGUUAUGAAAUUACGCAAAAGAAUUUUGGGGUUCAUAUCUUCCUCAUGUUAACUCAAGGGUUAAGAUUUUCACAAUUCAAACAACUAUCAUUAAAUUGUAUUAAGGAAUACUUUGCAACUAGAUAUCAUUAUCGAGAAAGAACUGAAAUGAGUGGGAAGUACAUUUCUAACAAUGCCUAUGCAUAUUUGGUAUUUACCUUUUUGUUUACCGACAGCCAAGAUUUUGCUGAGUAUAUUGAUGAGGUUGGUCUUGAUAGUGAAUUCGUUUCAAUUUCAGAUACUCAAAAGCUACCAAGAGUAAUCCUUGAUUUCCUUUUAGAAGAUUCAGAAGCAUCCAAGGCUACUUUAAUAUGUGCUGGAUACUUUUUCAAUGACACUACAAGUGAUAGUGGGUUCAAGGGCAGAUUUGUACAGAUAUACAAUUAUUUGUUCAAAAUCAAUCGUGAUAUUGGGUUUUUGAUAUACGAUAUUAUGAGACCAACUUUAACUCAAGAUUUAAUCACUACUAAUUCAUUGGAAGUUGUUGAAACUAUUUCGAAUAUCAUUACUGAGGUUUCUUUAAGUGAGGAUUAUGAGCCGGAAAAGUAUAAGAAAGAAGUUGAUGAUUUAUUAAUUAGAAACAAAAUUACAAUUAUGCAGCAAUUAAGAAAUAUGAAGCAACCAGAUCAAAUACUUGGUGGCAAUGGGAAGUUCACUCCAGAAUUUGACGUUGAUAUCAAAAACAUUCAAGUUAUGGUUUAUAGAUCAGCAUGUAUUUAUAUUGAAGGGUUGAGAUUAGAGGACUAA